GUGAAAGAAAGAUCAGAAGGCGUGGAUGUUGCAAACAUCCCCGAACAGUGUGCACAGGACGGGGAGGCUGCUUCUGGGACAGGCUCUUGCCACGUGUGGCGGCAAAAUUUGGAAGCUUCCCCUUCAAGUGCCUGCUCCUACUCCCCUCUAGCCAGCCGAGCCCCUGGCGAACACUCUCUGCAGAGCCUCCCCCGCCCCGGCUUCCCGGGUGGGCGCAGAUCUGCGGGUCCCGUCCCAGGCCAGCACCCGGGCGAUAGCUUUGGUGGCUUAGGUGGCGGUGCGCCCAGCCCAGCCCGGAAGGCCGGGGCCCUAGGGCUGCGCAGGCGGGACCGGCCCAGGCCGGUGUGGGGCGGCUGGGCCAGGGCGAGGACGGUCGGGGAGCGCCGGGGCGGGAGCGGCGGGACGGCCAGGAUCCCGAUCGUCGUCCCAUCCGUCGCUGCUCCCUCCAGUGCUGGGACCCCGUGUGUGUGCUAGACCAACCACCCUGUCACUGAGCUUGGAACCUGAAGUCACACCAGCCUAGGGUGCGAAUGCCAGUGAUGUGACCUCCACUUUGGGAGAAAUCACACUGCCUUGUAUUUGGUGCCAGUCAACAAUCGCCCACUUGGUGCCCACAGGAGCUCUCAAGGCCCAGGGCUGCUAUCUGUAGAACGCCUGGCUCUCAGUCCCACGAGUGACAAAAGUCACUGGAGCAGCAUUUUCCUUAGUGAUAGAUAAUGUGCUUGGUUGGCUAAACGUCAUAGUCCCUGAGGAUCACAAUGAGGUCUUUCCAGAACCAUCCCUGUGUGUCACGAGUCUGGACACACAGCCUCACUGUGGAUGUAAGUGGCUCUCAGGCUGUAAAAAUUGUUACCCUGGCAGAUGGUGUUCUUCUAGAUCAAACACAGACCUUGUUUGAAGUCCCUGGAUAUCCUUACAGUACCUAGAAAAGGACAUGAUCACCAGGAGGCUCUAGGAAACUGUGGCUACUCCCUCCGCCGUGACCUCAUGCCCCUGGUGCUGCUGGGAAACGCAGAACACAGAUGCUAGCACCAACAGCAAGGUUUUCUUGCCACAGGAAUCCAGGGCUUCCUAGCAUCAGUGUCUCCUCAUGCACUUUAGAAUCCCAGUUUAACUUUGGGCUGGGUGUUGAGUUUGACCCACAGCAAGGGGUGGAGGGCCCCUGGGACCAGAGCUCACAGCUCCGGUGGCACCACCUCCCCUACCCCAAAGGUGCCACCAUACUCCUUAGAUGGAGAGGAGGGGACAGCCUAAUGAUCACAGAACCCUGAGCUGAAACCGCAGGUUCCUUCAUCCGUACGCUGUAGAUGGUGAAGGAUCGCCUCUCUCAGUAACUGUCUCAUCUGUUUUGCUACUGACAGCACCUGUUGGUCAAACCAUGGAUCAUUUUGGUGACCCAGGCUUCAUUUAGUUGGGCUGCAUGGAGCCAGUGUUCUAUCUAACCCCAAACACACCUUUCCAAGGAGAAGAGCUGGGAAAUUAGUGGUGAUUAAGAAGAGACCAGCAGCAGUGUGGGAAGUCUGCUCGGAAGUGUUUCCUGAGACUCAGCACACAGAAGCACCAGAGGCGGCCAAGGUCACACCUCGUGCUGCAGCUGAACUUGGUUGUGUGUUCCACACCCUCUGGACCCGUGGCUGGUUUUUCUGGUUUGGUUUGUAGAGCAAUUUGCAUAUUUUCUUGAAGAACCCUCUGGAGCUUUACAGCCUGUCCUUGGACUUAUAGAGAGGGACGUUCACGCCCACGCUGGUUCUUCAGAAUUGGCAAGCGUGUUUGAUGCCUGCCGUAGUCUACACCAGUUGAAGGUGGGGGCGUAAGCAAGGACUCCAUCUUCCCUGCGGCUUGCAUUCCUUGUGUACACACAGAGAACUUGACAGGCUCCCCAGAUGCCAGCUUCCUACAGUACCAUCUUGGGCUGCCCCCGGAUAAUAGAUGUAAUUACCACCGCAUGCUAAUGGCACACAGCAGUGACUGCUGAAGCCUCUGACGUGCGGCCCCCUCAUCCUACCGUGAACCCCUUACCCUACCUCCAUGCCGACAGCCCAGCAGGUCCUCAGGACCAGACUGACUGCUUGAAGUCUCCAGCAGCUUAGAGUUAAGGUGGCUGUCCAAUGAACUCCAGAGACUAGGAAUGGCCACAUGGAACAGGCCACGCCCAAGGCAGUCUGUGGCACCAGAGCCAGCUGCAGAAGGGGAUUGCCAGCAGCCCUUGAGCCGAGAGCUCUCAGAGGCCAACCGCUUCGCCUAUGCCGCCCUCUGUGGUAUCUCUUUGUCACAGCUGUUUCCAGAACCUGACCAAAGCUCCUUCUGUACAGAAUUUGUGACGGGCCUGGUGAAAUGGCUGCAUCUGUCUGAAACUGUCCUCCCAACCAUGAUGGCCUUUGCCGGCGGCCUAGGAGGCGAAGGGGCUGACAUCUUCGCUCAGACUUUAUUGAAGGACCCCAUUCUGAAAGACAACCCAUCAGCAAUCAGUCAGGACCUCCUGAGCUUCUCACUCAAGGAUGGACACUAUGAUGCCCGGGCCAGAGUCCUCGUUUGUCAUGUGACCUCCCUGCUUGAGGUGCCCCUGGAGGAGCUUGAUAUUCUCGAAGAGGUCUUCGUGGAGAGCCUGAAGGACGCCAAAGAGGAGGAGUCUGAGACCGCAGAAGCAUCCCGGAAGAGAAAAGAAAAACGGAGGAAGUGGAAACGCUAUCUCCUGAUAGGCCUGGCCACGGUUGGAGGCGGGACAGUGAUUGGUGUGACUGGGGGACUAGCUGCCCCACUUGUGGCUGCCGGAGCUGCAACAAUCAUAGGCAGUGCUGGGGCAGCCGCGUUGGGCUCAGUGGCUGGCAUCGCCGUUAUGACCUCACUGUUUGGUGCAGCUGGAGCUGGCCUAACAGGAUACAAGAUGAAGAAGCGAGUCGGGGCCAUUGAGGAGUUCAUGUUCCUGCCACUGACGGAAGGCAGGCAGCUACACAUCACCAUUGCCAUUACUGGCUGGCUCGGGUCCGGCAGAUACCGCACGUUUAACGCACCAUGGAUGGCCCUAGCCCGCAGCCAGGAGCAGUACUGCCUGGCCUGGGAGGCCAAGUACCUGAUGGAGUUGGGCAAUGCCCUGGAGACCAUCCUCAGUGGCCUCGCUAACAUGGUGGCCCAGGAGGCUCUCAAGUACACCGUGCUCUCGGGUAUCGUGGCUGCUCUAACCUGGCCAGCCUCCCUACUCAGCGUCGCCAAUGUCAUCGACAACCCCUGGGGCGUGUGUCUCCACCGGUCAGCAGAAGUUGGCAAACACCUGGCGCACAUCCUUCUCUCACGGCAACAGGGCCGGAGACCUGUCACCUUGAUUGGAUUCAGCUUGGGAGCCAGAGUCAUCUACUUCUGUCUGCAAGAGAUGGCUCAGGAGCAAGAUUGCCAAGGGAUCAUCGAGGAUGUGGUCCUUCUAGGAGCACCAGUAGAAGGGGACCCUAAGCACUGGGAGCCGUUCCGGAAUGUGGUGUCUGGGAGAAUCAUCAAUGGCUACUGCAGGGGAGACUGGCUGCUGAGCUUUGUGUACCGCACAUCUUCCGUGCAGCUCCGCGUCGCGGGCCUCCAGCCUGUGCUGCUGCAGGACCGGAGGAUGGAGAAUGUGGACCUGUCCUCAGUGGUCAAUGGCCACUUGGACUAUGCCAAGCAAAUGGAUGUCAUCCUGAAGACUGUGGGCAUCCGCACGAAGCCUGGAUGGGGUGAGAAGGGACUCCCACUGGCCCCUGGCAACCUGCCCCAAGAAGAGCCUCUCCAGACAGCCACAGUCUCUACAGAUGAGACAAUCCACCAGGAUGGACAAAGCCAGGGACCUGCCUCAAAAGAUGGUCUCAAAACCGCCAUCCCUUCCAAUGCCAGCCAAGCCCAGGUGCCAGCAGGGCUGGACCAAUCCACAGAGGACUCACUCCCUGCUGCUGCUGCUCUGGCAGAGGGACACCUGAUCUGCAGCCAUGGUGUGGGUGCCAACCCACUGGGCUGCCCUGACUGUGCCCAUGGGACCCAGGAGUCCUGUGCAGAACUGGACUGACCCAGCAGGCGUCAGGACGACCUCUCCAGACCUCUGUAUGCAACUUCCUCUAACCCCUUGCGGGCUUCCCAGAGAGCUCUAGAGGUGGGGAAUUUCCACAAGUGCCUUUCUUAAAACAGAUCGGAGCUCGAAUAGAGAGGUGAGGAAGAAAACACUGGCUUUCUGAGGAAGCACUGGCAGUAUGACCUGCCAGGUCCACCCAGCUCCAAACCAGUGUAGUCUCCUGCCCUACAGGUCCCAUCCAGAGACCCAAAGGUCACUGUGGGAGUGGAGGUCCCCAUGCUCCCUCUUCUCCAACCUCAGUGGACCCAGUGUCUUCUAGAUCUCGCAUCUACUCUCCAAGGCUUCCUGCUGAUCUGAGGCUUCACCGGCAGGCAUCUUCAAGUGCCAAAGAGACACUUUGCUCCCUUUGCCCUUGGGAGGAGCAGCUCUGUCCAGUGCAUUUAUGUAGGCUGGAUGCACUGUACGACGGCUGGAGUAGCAGACAUAGAUGUGAUUGAUGUGUGUGGUAGCCUACCCUGAGCUUGUAAAACAUGUGACCCUGGAUAGAAUUGUAGCAAGAGGAAUAAAGGCAGAAUUCAUGGUCAGCAUCUCGAGAACUGGGCCUUGGUGAGUGUGGAUUAUGUGAGGAGGGACCAAUAAACACUGUUUGUCACACCCUAA
Molecule: messenger RNA, 4687 nt
Organism: Mastomys coucha (southern multimammate mouse)
Lineage: Eukaryota; Metazoa; Chordata; Mammalia; Rodentia; Muridae
Gene: Tmco4
Product: transmembrane and coiled-coil domains 4
Exons: 20
Coding region: 2129-4024 (631 amino acids)
Source: RefSeq, a predicted model, not a curated record